CCAACUCCCUUCCGCUACAACCAAAUCCGCGCGGGCGGUGGACCAUCAAUAUGAGGUUCUAUAUCGAUAACCUCCCAGUGCUAUUCCCAUAUCCCCGAGUAUAUCCAGAGCAAUAUGCCUACAUGUGCGAUCUCAAGCGCACCCUGGAUCAGGGUGGCCACUGUGUCCUCGAGAUGCCUUCAGGAACGGGCAAAACCAUUUCUCUGCUCUCACUCAUCGUCGCUUACCAGCAGCACUAUCCUGAAAAACGCAAGCUGAUCUACUGUUCGCGUACCAUGUCCGAGAUCGAAAAGGCCUUGGCUGAACUUAAGGCGCUGAUGAAAUACCGCACUACCGAGCUGGGCUACGAGGAAGAAUUUAGGGGUCUUGGAUUGACCAGUCGGAAAAACCUCUGUCUGCACCCGUCCGUCAAGCGAGAAAAGAGCGGGACCGUAGUAGACGCGAGAUGUCGCAGCUUGACUGCUGGCUUUGUGAAAGAGAAAAGGGAGCGCGGCGAGGAUGUCGAGCUUUGCGUGUACCACGAGAACUUGGAUCUUCUGGAACCUCACAAUCUCAUACCGGCUGGUGUGUGGACUUUCGAUGGCAUACUGAAGUAUGGUGAGCAGCAGAAACAGUGUCCUUACUUUACAGCCCGGAGAAUGAUGCCCUAUUGCAACGUCAUCAUCUACUCCUACCAUUACCUCUUAGAUCCCAAGAUCGCAGACAGAGUAUCCAAAGAACUAUCCAAAGACUGCAUCGUCGUUUUCGACGAAGCCCACAACAUCGACAACGUUUGCAUCGAAUCUCUCAGCAUCGAUCUUACCGAGGAUGUACUCCGGAAAGCUACCAAAGGUGUCAACAACCUUGAUCGCAAGAUUACAGAAAUGAAGACUAGUGACGCGGCCAAAUUGCAAAAUGAAUACGCGAAGCUAGUCGAAGGUCUCAGAGCUGCCGAUGAAGCGCGAAACGAAGACGCCUUCAUGGCUAAUCCAGCAUUACCAGACGAUCUCCUCACAGAAGCCGUGCCCGGUAACAUACGGCGAGCGGAGCACUUUGUUGCCUUCCUCAAGCGCUUCAUCGAGUACCUCAAGACGCGCAUGAAGGUGCUCAACGUCGUCGCAGACACACCACCAGACUUUCUCAAACAUUGCAAAGACUUGACCUUCAUCGAGCGGAAACCACUCCGAUUCUGCGCUGAGCGUUUGACAUCACUUGUCCGAACCUUGGAACUCACUAAUAUUGAAGACUACCAGCCGCUCCAGGAGGUCGCUACCUUCGCCACGCUAGUAGCCACAUACGAGACCGGCUUCCUCUUAAUCAUUGAGCCCUUCGAAUCAGCGACGGCAACAGUACCAAACCCUGUUCUACAUCUCACUUGCUUAGACGCGGCCAUAGCCAUCAAACCCGUCUUCGAGCGCUUCUACUCCGUUAUCGUUACUUCCGGAACCAUGUCUCCGCUCGACAUGUACCCACGCAUGCUCAACUUUAAUACCGUUGUUCAAGAGUCAUUCACCAUGACACUCACACGAAAGACAUUCCUACCCAUGAUCGUCGAUCGUGGCAACGACCAGAACCAAGUCACAUCGCAAUUCGAACACCGCAACGACUUGCAAGUGCAGCGAAAUUUUGGCAAUCUGCUCAUCGAGUUCUGCAAACUGACGCCAGACGGCGUCGUCGUAUUCUUCCCGUCAUAUCUCUACAUGGAGAGCAUCAUCUCAGCAUGGCAAGGCAUGGAAAUCCUCGACACAGUCUGGAAGUACAAACUCAUCCUCGUCGAAACGCCCGACGCACAAGAAACCGCCCUCGCGCUAGAAACCUUCCGCACAGCCUGCAACAACGGCCGCGGCGCCGUCCUCCUCUGUGUCGCGCGAGGAAAGGUCAGCGAAGGAAUCGAUUUUGACCACCAUUACGGCCGCUCUGUGCUGUGCAUGGGUGUACCAUACCAAUACACGGAAUCCAGGAUCCUAAAAGCCCGACUAGAGUUCCUGAGAGAAACCUACCGCAUCAAAGAAGCAGACUUCCUCUCCUUCGACGCCAUGCGCCACGCAGCCCAAUGCCUAGGUCGCGUCAUCCGUGGUAAAGACGACUACGGAAUCAUGGUCCUGGCAGACAAACGCUUCAACAAGAAGCAAACCCAACUCCCAAAAUGGAUCCAACAAGGUCUUGACGCCAAGAGCACAAAGCUAUCCAUCGAUCAGGCUGUAGGCGCAGCAAAGGCCUUCUUGAAAGACAUGAGUGUCCCAUUCAGCCGAGCAGAACAAGAAGGCCAUUCGUCGUGGUCGCUGGAAGAUCUGGAGGCUCAUCAGCGCAAGAAGGAGGCUCAUGGAAUUAGUGGGACUGACAACCCGGCUAUGCGCGCGUUGGAAGGUAGAGCCGAAGUCGAGCGCAUGGAGGUUGAUGGGGAGGUGGAUGAGUUUGGCGGCACGGCGGAUGUUGAUGCUGAGAUGGCUGAGAUGGCGACCGUCGAUGGAUAGAGUCGCGAAGGCGACAAACCACUCCCGUGUGUAUAUCGCCACAUGGAAGGCGGUGUUAGUGAGACCGGGAAUUCAUCAUCGUAGCGCUUGGGUUGGAUAAUGUAUU
Molecule: messenger RNA, 2559 nt
Organism: Alternaria rosae
Lineage: Eukaryota; Fungi; Ascomycota; Dothideomycetes; Pleosporales; Pleosporaceae
Exons: 1
Coding region: 51-2453 (800 amino acids)
Biological process (GO): positive regulation of mitotic recombination; nucleotide-excision repair; transcription by RNA polymerase II
Cellular component (GO): nucleus
Molecular function (GO): hydrolase activity, acting on acid anhydrides, in phosphorus-containing anhydrides; damaged DNA binding; DNA helicase activity
Source: RefSeq, a predicted model, not a curated record